GGGCAUCCCAACGUCACCGGGUCACUUCGAGAAACAGGCUUGGGAGAAGGACGGGCACAAUGCUAAUGGACUAGAAAUGCUAGCUAGUUAGUAGUAGAAAAGCGACGCUUGUUAACGUUGUAUUUUGGAGUAGUACCAAUUCCGAUCAGCUCUGAAAAACUGGACAAGGGUCAUUGAACACCUUGCAAUACAUUAGAAAAUAAAGUUCAAGUGAAGCUUCGACGAAAGAACUGAUUCCUUUCGGGAAUACUGACUUGACGGGCAGUGUCAGUUUGCGCUGUCACACUAGAAUCCGGUUAAAUUAAUACUGUCCAAAAGGACUGGCCUUCUUCAUUAACUGGGAUCAUUUUACUCUUUCUGGAAAGGACGUCAGUUGGUAAUAUUUCAUGUAGGUUGUUGCUGAUUGGAUUUCGGAGAAGAGCCUUGCGGACUGAAGAUUUGUUGGUACAGCGCCUGGAUCCGAAGGGAGAGGAGCGGAGGACAUGGGCACGCCGGGGUCUGGCAGGAAGCGCGCUCCUGUGAAGGACAGGUUUUCCGCCGAAGAUGAGGCCUUGAGCAGCAUCGCCAGGGAGGCUGAGGCAAGACUUGCUGCGAAGCGGGCGGCCCGGGCAGAAGCGAGGGAUAUCCGGAUGAGAGAACUGGAGCGACAGCAGAAAGAGCACUCCCACCACCACUCCUCCUCCUCCUCCUCUGGGAGGAAAUGGGGGCAGAUCCACCAGUGGAUGGCCGACACGGAGAAGGCCCGACACUCCCACAAGUCCAGCAACCACCAUCAUCGGGCGCUGGAUGAUGAUGUGAAAUCAGUUCGUAGCGUUGGGAAUUAUAGGUCGUCCUCCUCUUCCUCACUGCGGGACACGAGCAGCUCUCACCGGAGUCGUGCCAGCACCUCUCGCAGAAGAGACCUGCUGUCUGACAGCCUCCCCAGCACAUCUUCACUCAGACCCUCCCGUUCUUCUAGUUCUGUGUACAGCGACCUCUACGGCCUAAAGAAGACUCCUGUCUCUAGCACCUCCAGGAAGGACCUGCUGACCGGACUGUUCCAUGACCAAAGGAAAUACAGCAGCCUACAGAACAGCAAACCUGUUUCUGCCUAUCAGCCUAGAGCCUGUCCUCCUCUCCCUUCUCUCCCUUCAUAUCAGCCUAGGUCUUCUUCUGUGUACAACGAACCCCUGGGGACGUCCCGGAGCCACAGGGCCACACCCCCCUCCGGCACCGGGCUAACCCGCAGCCAGAGCCUGGCUUCUUUGUAUGAUGACGACCUCUACGGCUCAUAUAAUUCAAGAACUCCCUCUGAGUACAGCUGGGCCUCAGGAACAAGCAGCUCCACACAGAGCAGCCCUGUGUCCUCGGAUGAUGACAGCUCCAGCACCGUAUCCCAGGACCGGUACAGUCGCGGCCGGAGGGACAGCGUGUCCUCUGACUUCUCUGACAUCAGCGAAACGGCGGCUGACUAUUUCAGCCGCUCCAACCGUAGGGGCAGCAUUGUGUCCGACCUAGACGAGCUGAGCAUCCCUGACCUGGACAGCCUGGAUGAAAAAUGUGAUAAGCAGUACACUGAUACGUACAGUCGGCCGUCGUCCCGAUGCACCACUCCGGCCCUCUCGACCGCUGCGCUGGCCACUCUGGGGGGCUCCACGUCCCGGAGGGGGAGCGGGGACACUGGGAGCAUCGCGGACCCGGACGCUUCUCUCACGGAACUUAGGGAUAUCUAUGAUCUUAAGGACCAGAUACAGGAUGUAGAGGGGAGAUACAUGCAGGGACUUAAAGAGCUGAAGGAGUCGCUCUCUGAGGUGGAAGAGAAAUACAAAAAGGCCAUGGUGUCCAACGCACAACUGGACAACGAAAAGGCAAACCUCCUGUACCAGGUGGACACGCUGAAGGACGUGAUCGAGGAGAUGGAGGAGCAGAUGGCGGAGCUGCAUCGGGAAGUGGAGGAGAAGUCUAAGGAAUUGGAAAGACACAAGCACACGUGUACAGUCUUACAGCACAAGCAGGAGGAACUGAAAGAGGGAAUCCGGCAAAGAGACGAACUCAUUGAAGAGAACCAGGCAAUGCGGCAACAGUUAGAUUCCCUCACAAGACAGGUGUUUGAUCUACAGGAAACCGUUAACUGGAAGGAGAAAAAGAUUGGGGCGCUAGAGAGGCAGAAAGAGUACUUUGACUGCAUUAGGAGUGAGAGGGAUGAGCUCAGAGAUGAGCUGGCUGACCUCAAGGGGAAGUCGAAGACAGGAGAGAAACACGGCUUGGUGAUCAUCCCAGAGGACACCCCCAAUGGAGACGUCAGCCAGGAGGCGAUCGGGGGAAGCAUCACUGUGGUCAGCCAGGAGGCAGCACAGGUGCUGGAGUCCGCAGGCGAGGGGCCCCUGGAUGUGAGGCUACGGAAGCUUGCUGAUGAAAAGGAUGAACUCUUAGCCCAGAUCAGAAAGCUGAAAACCCAGCUGGAGGAUGAGAGACAGAAGAGCUCAAAGAUGGAGAGCGUGUUUACAGACGGCGAGCGGAUGGAGAACGGCACAGACCUGCACCUCAUCGAGCUACAGAGAGACACAAACAGACAGAUAAGCGAAUACAAGUUCAAACUCUCAAAAGCUGAACAGGAAAUGGGGACGAUGGAACAAAAUAUUACUAGACUUGAAGGACAGGUCUCCAGAUACAAGGCUUCAGCAGAUAACUCUGAGAAAGUCGAGGACGAGCUUAAAGUUGAAAAGCGGAAACUCCAAAGAGAGCUGCGAACAGCUUUGGACAAGAUCGAGGAGAUGGAGAUGACCAACAGUCACCUAGUCAAGCGCCUGGAGAAGAUGAAGGCCAAUCGAAACGCACUUCUAACCCAACAGUGAGCACAGAGGAGGGAACCUCAACAGGGUCUCACAAAUUCUACCAACUCUGCCACAAGGGGGUUCUUUCAGUCAUAUAGUUUUGUAAAAAACAAAAAACAAAAAAAAAAAAACAUACCACUAGUACUGGCCUUCCCCAUUCUUCUUUUUUUGUUUGUUUUUUUGUUUUUUUUUUAAAUCACUGAGACAAUUGGAUUCACUUGUCAACCGUCUUGCAUCAUUGUAAGGGAACUAUUUACUUUGUGCUGAAAAGGGUCAAAUUUUGGCUGAUUCUAAGGAAAUUUGUUUUAUUCUUCAGACUGUUAUACAUCAUGUUAUUCACAAGGUUUUCAUUUCCUUCCUGGUGGGUGCUUGACUUUUCCUUUUUAUAAAAAUAAGUUGCAUGAUCUGAACUACACUAUACUGCUUAUCACCAUAAAACCUGCACGUGGCUGCUGCAGACACAGCAAAGUGCCUUUCUAAAUGGAGCAAAAGAGAUUGAGGGGUUGCAUUAUUACACUAAGUAUGAAAGUUAUUACUGGUACAGUAUGUGUUUAAAAUAGGGUGCAGUUAGGAUUUUAAAAAAAUAUAUAGAACAAUUAACAGUAUGCUGAAUUCUCAUUGUUGAGGAAUUUUUCAAAAAUAUUUAAAAAUAUUUCUUGGAAUAAAUGUGUAAAUGAAUGAACUGUAUAUACCGGGUGGGUGUUUUUUGCAUGGGUUACGGCACAUCAGAUUAGUGUAAAGGCAGGAUAUUUGUCCUGAGUAUGUGAAGCACAUGGAAAACAAACUACUUUCUCAAACUGCGUCUUCAGUGUUUGGAAAGAGCAGUUUUCAGUCUCAGGACCACACCGUGAUUGUGACUGGGGCAGCUACAACAUUAAACCUACGUAAAAGAAA
Messenger RNA from Anguilla anguilla (European eel), 3707 nucleotides. It is a transcript of the gene lrrfip2, whose product is annotated as leucine rich repeat (in FLII) interacting protein 2. Gene Ontology annotation, biological process: regulation of DNA-templated transcription. NCBI's taxonomy places the organism in Eukaryota, Metazoa, Chordata, Actinopteri, Anguilliformes, Anguillidae. Bases 483 to 2834 code for a protein of 783 amino acids. The transcript has 29 exons. The record is from RefSeq and is a predicted model, not a curated record.